UCUUCUCUCUCUUUUCUGUUUAUGUAUACCUUUUGUUUGCAUCCAUUGAUGUCUUUCUCUUUGUCCUGUCUCCUUAUUUUCUUGCUUAAUUUCAGUGAUCUAUAUUUAUUUGAUGGGUUUUUGAGGUGGGUUUUUGCUAAUGAAGACUUGGGGCUUCGAUUUAUACUUCUUUGCAGUUCAGUUCUGCGUCUAAUUCCUAAAGUUUUUUGAAUCUCUGUUUGGUGUUUGUGAAAAAGAAAGGGGGCAGAGGAAGAGGAACUGUUUGUCCGUUCCAAUGAAGAUCUAAUUCAAAUCAUUCUUUUCUUCUUUCUUUAAUAAAAUUUUGGUUGGAACUUAAUUCAAUUUCUCAUGAUCUUAAUUCUUUACUAAAUAUGAUUCCUCGAUUUUCUUUCUCUUUUCCUACUCUUCUCUGCUUCUUAUUCUGGCUACUGAGGAACUGGGAAAGUAUAUAUUUGUAAACUUUUAUCUUUCUAGUGGAUUGGGUUUGUCUUAGUUGAAUUUGUCUUCAAUGGGAAUAAUAGAUGUUCUCUUCUCAUUGUAUUAGAUCUGCUAUUUGUAAGAGUUCAUCCAUGGUUACAGCUACUGCAGUCUUUCUGUUACCUGUGAAUGGUUUCUAAAUUCUAAGUCUGAUUAGCAUCGUUUUUCUGUUAGAUUUGUCCAAUCUAAAAUUUGUAUAAUGUAAAACAUACCUUGUAUUUCUCUCGUUUCUGUAUCCUUUUCUUGCUUUAAUUCUUUCUUUCUCUUCAGAACAGAAAUCUGAAUUAAUUGCCUGAUUGUUGUGGGUGGAGCCACCUUCCUGAGCUGACUGUUUUGGAGAUGCCAUUGUUUUCUCCUUGCACACCUAUCCAAUAGAGAAAAUGAAGCAAGCCUCUGGCUUCUCUCUGCCUGUAACCAUUGUCAUUUUGGCCAUCAUCUACAUUUACUUCUCAACGCUCUUUGUCUUCAUAGAUGGCUGGUUUGGCCUUAUGUCUUCUCCAGGAAUCAUGAAUGCCAUUGUCUUCACUGCCCUGGCUAUCAUGUGUGUGAUGAACUAUGCAUUUGCCAUCUUUACAGAUCCUGGUUCAGUCCCAUCCACAUACGCCCCAAAUAUUGAAGAUGCCAAUAACACAAUUCAUGAGAUCAAACGCAAAGGAGGAGACUUGAGAUACUGUCGGAAGUGUUCUCGCUUUAAACCCCCUCGUGCUCAUCAUUGUCGCAUUUGCAAAAGAUGUGUGUUGCGAAUGGACCACCAUUGCGUUUGGAUAAAUAACUGCGUAGGCCAUGCAAACUAUAAGGUGUUCUUCAUAUUUGUUGUGUACGCCGUAAUUUCAUGCAUCUAUUCGCUGGUCUUGCUUAUCGGUAGUCUAACUGUUGACCCUGAAAAGGAUGAGCAGCAAAAUGGUGGCUUUUCCAGAAGCAUAUAUGUUAUUUCUGGGUUGUUGUUGAUCCCCUUAAAUGUAGCACUUGGUGUUCUUUUGGGUUGGCAUAUCUACCUUAUUUUGCAAAACAAAACCACCAUUGAGUAUCAUGAAGGAGUGAGAGCUAUGUGGCUUGCAGAGAAAGGAGGGAACAUUUAUAAACAUCCAUAUGAUAUUGGAGCUUAUGAAAAUCUGACAACUGUACUUGGGCCAAGUAUUUUUGGUUGGUUAUGUCCUGUAUCAGAAUAUAUUGGUUCGGGUCUUCACUUUCGUACAAUAUAUGAUGAGCCUCCCAUCACAUCUACUUCAAAAUAAAUAUCCAUUGUGGUUGGUUGUAUUGGUGCAUUGGCAAUAAAUGGAUAGGGAACUGUUUCAACUCUUGAAUGGUGGAUGCAUAUUGAUACUUGUAUAUUGUCCAACUGUGAAUCUUGCAUCAUCACAUGCCCAUAACGGCUAAUGUCCAGACGACUUCUCCACUGCAAGUCUGAUGAUGCAAGGAAAAGAACUGACCCAGAAUAGCUGAAGUUAGUCAAUCAGAGAAACUGUGAAGUAAUUAGGCAUAGCAGUCUUUCUUUCUUUCUUCUUUGUUAUAGUUUCUCAGCUAGUUUUGUGGACUUUUGGGAUAACACCUUGUGUAUAAAGAGGGGAUUUGAGUCCCUACUUAUCAAAAGGAGCAGGUAGAAGAAGAGAUGAGAACAUGUAAGAUGAGCGGUUAAUUCUAGCAAUAUAGAAUUGUAGUCUUUGUAAAACCAUAAUAAAACGAAAGCUGUGAAGUACUUUUGUUUGUCUA
Manihot esculenta (cassava) is the source of this 2187-nucleotide messenger RNA. RefSeq names its product probable protein S-acyltransferase 16. Bases 858 to 1712 code for a protein of 284 amino acids. The transcript has 7 exons. NCBI's taxonomy places the organism in Eukaryota, Viridiplantae, Streptophyta, Magnoliopsida, Malpighiales, Euphorbiaceae. Gene Ontology annotation, molecular function: palmitoyltransferase activity. The record is from RefSeq and is a predicted model, not a curated record.